Molecule: messenger RNA, 1354 nt
Organism: Eublepharis macularius
Lineage: Eukaryota; Metazoa; Chordata; Lepidosauria; Squamata; Eublepharidae
Gene: TEX9
Product: testis expressed 9
Exons: 11
Coding region: 39-1235 (398 amino acids)
Source: RefSeq, a predicted model, not a curated record
UUGCCUGGCAACGCCUGGCAGCCGGCGCGGCCCGCAAGAUGGCGGCGGGAGGCCCGUCCUCGGCCGCGGUGGGCGAAGCUCGGGGGGCGCGGGCCGGCUGCGGCUCCCCCGCUCGCCUCUCGCCGCAGGCGCCCGACGGGAGCUGCGCCGUCCCCGCCGACCUGCUGGCCAAGGAGCGCGAGUACAAGCGCCUCAACGCUCAGCUGGAGGCCAAGACGGCGGCGCUGGUGCGGCAGGCGGAGGAAGUCCUGCGAGAUCAACAAGAAAUGUUGUCCAGGCCAAUCUCUGCCCAGCUUGAACGGUUUGAGGAAGAGACCAAACAUCAGAGAGAUCUGCAUUCCCCUGAAUUUCCAACUCUUCUGCUAGCCCACAACAAGCAGCCAAGCAAGAAGAAAUCUGGCCCUGUAUCCACAGCUCGGCCCAGGAUUCAGUCUGGCAAGAAGGGAGCUGGAACCCUCUCAAGUGCCAAGUUAAGGCCACCCACUGUCCAGAGUGCAGCUGAUGUUGCUGUGCCAGACUUCUCUCUGGCGAAGACCAUUGAUAAGAUUGAAGGGCAGCUGGAAGAAGGAAACUGGCCAGAUGUGGAAGAGGAUGUCCUACUCAGUGCGGUGGGAGAGGAAAUUGGAGCAGAGGCCCAGACCAGGUUUCUGAAGGCAAAACUGCGUGUUAUGCAAGAGGAGCUGGACAACCUGGGACAGGAGUGCAGUAAAAAGGGCGACCAGGUUCAGGAUUUAAAUCACCGACUUAAGGAGGUUGAGGAGGAGCACAGAAGGCUGCAGCGAACAGCCAGCGCCCGGCAGUCUCAGCUAGAGAAGUACAAACAGCUGGCGGAGGAAGCAAACCGGAAGGAGGAAGGCCUGCAGCAGCAGGUAGCAGGUCUAGAAAAGGAACUGGAGAACCUCAAGCGAGCGCAAAAGCAGGCCUCGGCCAGCCAGAGCACCACGGAAGUGCGCUUGAACAGAGCUCUGGAAGAAGCUGAGAGAGCCAAACUAGAGGUGAAUAAGCUGAAGCAAAACAACAAGGAUCUGGUCAGUCGGGAACACAACAAGCUUGAAGAGCUGCGACUCGCAAACAAGAGGCUGGAGAAACAAAAGGGAGAACUGGUGGCAGCUUUCAAGAAACAGUUGGGAUUGAUUGACGUUUUGCGGAGGCAGAAGAUGCACAUUGAAUCUGCUAAGAUGCUUUCAUUCACUGAAGAGGAGUUCAUGAAAGCCCUUGAAUGGGGAAAUCCCUAACGCCACAGGCAGGGACUGGAAGAUGUGGCUUUGUUAACACCACCAUGGUGGGGGGGGGGAUAUGUGCACGUGUGCAAGAGAUCACCCUCAAGGGUGAAUCAAUUAAAUGUUCAGUUUAU